UGCAAGUUUCAACCUUUUUUCCUUGCUCAGGAGUUUAGCUAAAACCCAUUAUAAUUAUAAUUAAUCUAGCUACUAUUGAAACUGUCGGUGUAUGCAUCUUUAUGUUCAAAUUCAAACAUUUAUCCUAAGUUUCGUAUCUUUGUAGUUUUAGUCCAAACUAUUAAUGUAGUCAAGAAUAGUUAGAACUUAUUUGGUACAAAAUUUUGGCACUUCUUUGUUGUUGUGAUUCAUGUAAAGGCCAUGACAUGAGUAUUUUAUCAUUGAGGUGUCUCUUUUAUUGCGCAUGAAGUGCCUAAAACAUAGAAUUUGAUUAGACCCAUUUCAAAGUUUCUAUCUUUUCUUUCUGGGGUUCUUUCAUUUUGUUCAUUCAUUUCUUCAAACAUUUCGUAUCUUCAAUCUCUUUGCAUUUUUACUGUGAAAAAACAGAACACAGAAGUUAUAAAAAAAAAAGAAGUGAUUUUUAUUCAUGAUGAGUUUUCUAACAGGAUCUCCUAAAAGCUCUUGGGAACCUAUUAUGACUGUUAAGACAAAUACUCAGAGUUAUUGGUUGAAUUGGAGGGUUUUGCUUUGUUCAAUUUGGGUUCUGUUUUCAAUAAUUUUCUCAUCAUUGCUUAUAUGGAAGUAUGAAAAACUUUUAAGAAAUGUUUCACCAAGAAAUGGUUGUGAAAGGGAAACACAAGAAGAAGAAGAAGAAGAAGAAGAAGAAGAAGAAGAAGAAGAAGAAGAAGAAGAUUCAGCAAUUUUGUAUGAAGAUGAAACUUGGAGGCCUUGUUUAAAAGGAAUUCACCCUGCUUGGCUUUUGGCUUUUAGAGUUUUUGCAUUUUUUGUUCUUUUGGUUCUUCUCACUUUCAAUGCUGUUGUUGAUGGAGGAAGCAUUUUCUACUAUUACACUCAGUGGACAUUUGCUUCAAUCACAUUCUACUUUGGGUUAGGAUCAAUACUCUCUAUGCAAGGAUGUUAUAAACAUCAUAAGAAAUCAAGUGGUGAUAAGGUUGAUCAUGUGGAUGGAGAUGCAGAGCAAGGAAUGUAUGAUGUUCAUGUACUCCCACAAAGUUCUUAUGCAUCAAACCAACACAAAAAUUUGGGAGUUUCAGAAGUUGUUGUUCUUCGCCAACAUGCCGGCACUUGGGGUUAUAUUUUUCAAAUCAUAUUUCAGAUAAAUGCAGGUGCUGCAUUGCUCACUGAUUGUGUAUUUUGGUUUGUAUUUGUUCCAUUUCUAACCAUCAAAGAUUACAAUCUAAAUUUUUUAGUAAUCACUAUGCACUCAAUCAAUGCUAUUUUCCUCAUAGGCGAUACAGCUUUAAAUUCCUUGCCUUUCCCUUGGUUUCGAAUGGGAUACUUUUGCUUAUGGACAGUUACAUAUGUGAUUUUCCAAUGGAUUGUUCAUGCUUGCAUUAAUCUCUGGUGGCCUUAUCCAUUUCUUGAUUUGUCAACCUCAUAUGCUCCACUAUGGUACUUUGCUGUGGCAUUACUGCAUUUUCCAUGCUAUGGUAUUUUCAAUUUGGGAAUAAAGCUCAAACAUUAUGUCUUGUCAACGCGCUACCCCGACUCGUAUCAAAGUGUUAGACUUAGAUGAUACUGGCUUAGGACUAAACAAAACUAUAGCUUCAAUUUUCUGAAGAACAUCAACUUAACCACAGAAAGAAGGAAGAUGAGGAAGGAGGAAGGAGGAAGAGACAAAUAAUACUGUUUAGCAAUGAGUUCACAUAAUGUCAAAAUAAAUAGCAAAAUAUAUCUUUCUUUUUCUUUUUUCUUUUGUGAAGAUUAGCAAUUUCCAAUACAUUCAUACCUUAUUUAGCUCCUUAACAAGUUUCCUAGGACAUUAGUUAGCAUUUUACUAAAAAGAAUUGAAUUGAUGU
Molecule: messenger RNA, 1859 nt
Organism: Trifolium pratense (red clover)
Lineage: Eukaryota; Viridiplantae; Streptophyta; Magnoliopsida; Fabales; Fabaceae
Exons: 8
Coding region: 467-1576 (369 amino acids)
Cellular component (GO): membrane
Source: RefSeq, a predicted model, not a curated record